AUGGAUUCAUCAAUUUCAUCUUCUUCACCCCACUCAAAAUCUUUAAUGGAUGGCUCUUUUCUGUGGAGCGAUGGUUCGCAGACUUCUCGCUAUGUUGGAUUUUGGUCCUAUGGACAGCCUGAUCCUGCAAAUGGAAGUUGCACAAAAAUACUUGUAGAUGGCCUUCAAGUAGAAGGACCAACAUGGCAAUUAGAUGUCUGUAAUCAACUUAGGCCAUUUAUCUGCGAACAGAAUGCUUGUAUUAAAGGAUCAUUUUUCUGCCAAAACGGUGUAUGCCUCCCUGAACGCGCCCAUUGCAAUGGGAUUGAUGAAUGUGGUGAUUCUAGUGAUGAGUUUAACUGUCCAUGUAAACUAGGAACCUUUUACAUUCGCCAAAAUUAUUUUUUAGCAGCUCAUAGUGAAAUGUCUUGUCAACGAUACGAGAAAGGGGAAUCUGGACGUAUUGAAACACCCAACUUUCCUGCAAGUUAUAGACAAGGUUCCAACUGCCGUUGGGUUAUUGAAGGACCGCUUAAUUCUAAAAUUCAGCUAAAUUUUGACUCAUUCGAGACUGAAGAACGUCAUGAUUUAGUUACUGUAUUAGAUGGAGGCCCUUCAGAAAAUUCUACUUUUGCUUUAUCCACAAUUUCGGGUACCCCUCGAAAUACAGAGAAGCUUUCCUUUGAGUCAAGCACAAAUAGAAUGAUAGUCCAAUUCAGAGCGGAUCAAAGCAUUCAAGCUCGAGGCUUUCAAGCAAGCUGGAGAACUGUUCCAAUAUCUUGUGGAAAUCAGCAACUGAAAGCCUCUUCAAUCGGCCAGCAAUUUCACAGCCCAGAAUGGCCUAGAAAUUAUCCUAAAGGCUUAGAAUGUGUUUGGCGUAUAGAAGCACCUUCUGGCCAAUUAAUUUCUUUAUUUAUUGAUGAAUUCAAUACCGAAGCUGAGACUGAUUUUUUAACAAUUUAUGAUGGACCGAGUCCGUCCGAGCCUAUAUUGGCUAAAUUCAGUGGGCAAAUGAAGGAACCUCAACUAAUAAUUUCAACUCAAUCUCAAGUUCAUAUCUACUUCUUCAGUAGCGAGUCUGUUUCUCAAAAAGGCUUUACUAUUACAUACAAAAAAGGCUGUGACAACUCUAUCCGUCGCUCACACGGAGUUUUAACAUCACCGGGAAAUGCACAUUUGCCCUAUGCUCCUUCACAAAUUUGUCGAUGGAGUAUAGAAUUACCCUCUCAACAAAUCGAAAACUUUGAAGCUGCAGCAGAAGUUCCAUCAUUAUCUUUAGUUUUGAAUUCUUGGGACGUAGCCGAUUUAGGCGAUAAGUUACAAAUUUAUGAAGGAGGUGAGGAUGGAGGUAGUAAUGGGAGACCGUUACAUGAAAGUGAUGGCUUUACUGUAAAUAAUGCUCCACCUAAGACGAUUUAUGCAAAACAAGGACGUGUUGAACUCGUUUGGCGUUCUAAUGUCUUAAACAGUGGAACCGGCUGGAAUAUUUCUUUUUCGACAAGUUGCCCUCCUCUCUCAUUACCCUCCCGUCGUGUUCUCCUCUCCACUAAAAACACAGCCUAUGGUACCCACGUUACUAUAAGUUGUGAAAGAGGCUUUGAAUUUUCAACGGGGCUCGGCAGGCAUUUCGAAACAGAAUGUGAAUUGGGAGGUCUGUGGAGCAAUUAUGCACCUGUUCCAGACUGCCAACCCGUGUACUGCUCGGCAAUUCCUCAAAUAGCUAACGGCUUUGCUGUCUCAGCAACCAACGUCUCGUAUGCUGGAAUGGCUCGCUAUCAGUGUUAUGAAGGGUUUAGCUUUGCUUCUGGGAAGCAACAUGAAGAAAUAUUUUGUACAGACGAAGGCCGUUGGACACAAUCGCCCAAAUGCAAAAGUCCUUGGAACAAUUAUUUCCCUUAUUUCAUAUUUUACGUUUCAGCUGAUGCCUGUCCCGCACUCCCAUCUUUUGUCUCCGGUGAAAGAAUUCUUCAAUUUGGGGACGGCAUAGGCUUCGGCAGCGUUUUCCAAUUUCAUUGUGCGAAGGGUUACUUUAUUGAGGGUCCUUUAAGCAUUGUUUGUCGUCCGAAUGGAGAAUGGUCCUCUCCACAGCCUCUUUGUAAAAAAUUGACUUGUACUGAUAUCCCAAUUGUCGAAAAUGGUGAACUACAUUUAUUGCCUAGCAAUAAUAUGGUUACGGAUGAAAAAUCCAUCAAGGAUAAAAAAUUAAAGGAUCAAACCAAGAGCUUUGGAUCUAAACAAAAAAUGGAAUUUAAAACUAAAAGAAGUAUGGUAAUUCGAGAGUUGCAAUUUGGAGACUCUCUACGAGUUGAGUGCCAUUCUGGUUUUCAGUCUGUAGGAGCGGAAACACUUAAAUGCUUGGCUAAUCAAACACUUAGUGGAAUCCCAAAAUGCCGUGAUAUCGAUGAAUGUGAGUUACAAUCUGCAGGAAAUUGUGCCACAAAAUCAACAACUUGUGUGAAUAUGCCAGGCGGUUUUCAUUGCCAAUGUCAACCUGGAUAUAAACCAAAACUGGAUUGUUCUGGUCCUCUGACUAUCAUACCAACAAAAAUACAAACAUCUCAUGGUGUGCCAAUACCGGUUCAACAGCUCAAUUCAAAAAAUGGAUGGUGUGCAGAUACAACAAUAACAAAUGCUCAAAUGCUUGAAAAACGGAUAAUGCCCUUUAAUGAGUCCAUUACUAGCAGCUCUCCAUCAACAAUCUUAACUUUGAUAUUUACUUUCCCCGUGCCAAAGAUAAUCGAAAAGCUGCAUCUUGAAAAAGUUGUUGUUCCCAACGCUUCUGCCCCUUCUGGAAUUGCUGGGGCAAUCGCAGCAACCCCUGAAGCUUGGCCUCAACGUUUUACACUUUCUUAUUCAAUUGAGGAAGGAAUGCCGUUUGAAGUCUAUAAUGGAGGACUUGCUGAAAUAGGAGGGAAUAACAACAUUACUUCAACUAAUGAGAAUAAAAAGUCUAAUGAAAGAAAAUUAAAUACUCCGACUACUAGAGAGAUAAGAACAAGAGCUUUAGGAGCAAUAGGCUCGGAAAUUCUUGUAUUAGCCAAACCAAUCGAGGCAAGAACAUUGCAAAUCGAAUUCCUGGAAUUUCAUGGAGGUGUUCCCUGCAUGAAAUUUGAGUUUUUGGGUUGUCAACGGACUUCUUGUGAAGAUAUUAAUGAAUGCGAGGAUGGUCGUAAUGGAGGUUGUGAACAACAUUGUCACAAUACACAAGGUGGACAUCGUUGCAGCUGUGAAGAAGGCUUUGAUUUGUUCGUUGAACCAGGACAAAGUGGUGUUCGUUUGCGUGAAGGUGAAACAGGCUAUGGAGAAUUCGAUUCAUUGCGGUUUAACCAUUCUUGUAUUCCUCGACAUUGUGCUCCUUUAACGACACCAGAAAAUGGCCAACUAAUAGCUCAAAAUUUGUACAAAACCUUCAAAAAUGAAGUGAAUAAUACUAACAACAAAAACGAGUUCUUUUCGUCCUCAUUUGCUUUCCCUUCAAUUGUGGAGUUUCGGUGUACUUUUGGUCAUCAAAUGCGUGGGCCUUCACAUUUGAAAUGUUUGGCAGAUGGGACAUGGAAUGGAACAGUUCCAUCCUGCAUACCCGCCACCUGUUCCGGCGUAAAGAAUAGCACAGCUGUAGGUCUCUUUGUACAACCUGAAACAGUCUCCAUUCCUUUUGGCCAGAAUUUAAGUUUUGUCUGUUCCCAAACUAACAGACCGCCAAAACAUUCUGCACUUGGAGAAAUCCGUCAAUGUAUUUAUGAUCCUCGAACUGAUGGACUGGAAUAUUGGCUAAGUGGCCCCGAAGUUGAUUGCCCACUUGUUGAUUGUGGACCCCCUCCUGCCCUAUCUGGGGCUUAUUAUGAAGGAGAUGAAGGGCAUCAUGGAGGAAACUUUAAAGUGGGAAGUGUUUAUUUAUUCCAGUGCCGUGCUCCAUAUUCUCUUGUUGGCAAAUCUUCAUAUGAUGACCGUAUGGUUCGUUGUAAUGUAGACGGAACAUGGGAUUUGGGUGAUUUACGUUGUGAAGGCCCCGUUUGUGUUGAUCCUGGCCAUCCAGAUGACGGGCAAACAUUUUUGGAUUCUGUUGAGGAAGGGGCUGUUGCAAGUUUCAGUUGUAACAGACCGGGAUUUAAGCCAUUCCCUGCAGAAACGAUAAGUUGCAGUCUUGGGACGCCUUGUGUGUUGAGUGAGGAUGUUGGAAUAUCUUCUGGUUUUAUACCUGAUGGAGCUUUUUCUGAUAAUUCUGACAAGGUAAUCUGGGGAUAUGAACCUCACAAAUCACGCAUGUCCUCUUCUGGUUGGUGUGGCUCUAAAGAUGCAUUUAUCUUCCUUUCCGUUGAUCUACAACGAAUUUAUACACUUACAACACUGAGGUUAACUGGUGUUGCUGGUAAUGGGCAUUUAUCUGGUCAUGUUACAAAAAUGCAGCUUUUCUAUAAAGUUCAAUUCAGUCAAAACUAUGAUAAUUACCCUAUGGAAUUCUCUACGCCCUCUGGAAACCACAGAAAAAUUUACCAAUUUACCCUUAAUCCACCUCUACGAGCCCGAUACAUUCUUUUGGGUAUUACUGAAUAUGAGAAGAACCCUUGCCUUCGCUUUGAUAUGCAUGGAUGUUUAGCUCCUCUGUCUACCACACACGAAGUUCCAGCACAUUUACAAGUUGGCUGGAAUGCAAGUAUCCCUCAAUGCUUAGAUGCUGAACCUCCAACAUUCAAAAAUUGCCCUCAAUCACCUAUUAUUGUACAAACUGAUGAAAACGGGCAAUUGUUCCCUGCCAAUUAUGUCAUACCUGAAGCUACUGAUAAUUCUGGAAGAAUUACUUACAUGCUAACAAAGCCAGAAGACUUCCAUCCACCCUAUCCAGUCAGUCAAGACACUGAUAUAAUCUAUCAAGCUUUUGACGAUGCGGGGAAUAUGGCUGAAUGUGCUGUUAGACUUAGAAUACCUGACACAGUUCCUCCAAUCUUGAAGUGUCCUGAUUCUUAUGCUAUCUGGGCACAGGAAAAUCAAACUGAACUACACAUGCAUUUCAAUGAAUCUUCAGUACGGCUAGUUGUGCAAGACCAAUCGCCUAUUACACAAAUUUCCUAUGAUCCUCCCGAAGCUCGGAUUAAGCUUGAUUCACACGUUACUGUUGAAGCCUCCGUUCUAGAUGCCCAUUCCAACCGAAAUAAAUGUAAAUUCCAAGUAGCCCUGUUACCCGAACCUUGCAGUCCUUGGUCUUUACGAAUUGAUGAAGCUACCGUUCAAAAACAAUGUCAACGCCAUGCUAGUGGCACAGUUUGCCAAGUCCAAUGUCGCAAAGGAUAUCGCUUUCUAGAAUCCUUCCCUCAACAAAAGAGUGAAGUUAAAAAACAACAAAAUAGUACUAAUACACUUCCACAACGCUAUAGUUGCUCGAUGGAACAGCAAUCGGGAAAAUGGUUGCCUUCGCCAACUCCACCUGCAUGUGUGCCAAUGGCCAUGGAACCUGCUCGUUACGAGAUGAGAGUCCACAUGAAUUAUAGCCUCACUUCCCCUUUACCGAGUGAUUGUGCUAAGAGUUAUGAACUGUUAGUUGGAUCUUUGUUCGACAGCAUUGACCAAGUAUUGAGCCAGCGUUGUUCAAGUACUGUACAAAUCUAUGUUCGCUUCUUGGAUGCCAAAUUCUCGCAAAUGGGCGAGAAGACUAUGGGUGCAAAUUUCACUGUACAAAUUUUGCCUACUGUUUUGCAACAAGUAUUUUAUGAGCUUUGCUCGCUCACUCUACGCACAAUAUUUGACCUUCGAAUACCUGGAGCUACAAUACCUAUUAGGUCUUUGCUGACACUUUCGGGUGAUUCUGUUCCAGCUAUCUUGGUAGUAACUUAA
Molecule: messenger RNA, 5808 nt
Organism: Meloidogyne enterolobii
Lineage: Eukaryota; Metazoa; Nematoda; Chromadorea; Rhabditida; Meloidogynidae
Source: the annotation of a GenBank genome assembly